This is a messenger RNA of Sardina pilchardus (European sardine), 700 nucleotides long. Its product is annotated as regulator of G-protein signaling 20. The transcript is spliced from 4 exons. The record is from RefSeq and is a predicted model, not a curated record. The annotation marks the transcript as partial. NCBI's taxonomy places the organism in Eukaryota, Metazoa, Chordata, Actinopteri, Clupeiformes, Clupeidae.
ACUCACACACACAGCUGGCUGAAUGCGCCUCCCAACGCCUGCUGCUUCUGCUGGUGCUGCUGCUGCAGCUGCUCCUGCUUGACUGUGCGCUCUGCUCAGGAUGAGCGAAUCCAAAGGCUUGUGUGUGAGCAAACAGAAGUGACCAGCAACUGUGAGGAGAGCCCCAAGCCAACGCUGGAGGAUGCCCGCACGUGGGGGCAGUCGUUUGAGCGGCUGAUGAAGAGUCCGGCGGGCCGCGGCUGCUUCAGGCAGUUCCUGAAGACGGAGUUCAGCGAGGAGAACCUCCUCUUCUGGCUGGCCUGCGAGGAGCUGAAGAAGGAGACCAACCGCGGCGUGGUGGAGGAGAAGGUGCGCCAGAUCUACGAGGACUUUGUCUCCAUCCUGUCCCCGCGAGAGGUGAGUCUGGACUCCCGCGUGCGAGACGUGAUCAACCGGAACAUGACGGAGCCCACGUCCCACACGUUUGACGACGCCCAGCAGCAGAUUUACACGCUGAUGCAGCGCGACUCCUACCCGCGCUACAUGAACUCCAGCAUUUACGCAGACCUGCUGCAGAGCCUGGAGCAGCAGCAGCAGCAACAGCAAGUGCAGCCGGCGGAGAAGCCUCCCGAGACCACCUGAACAACACAGGCACGCACACACGCAUGCACCUGAGCUUUAGUGACACGUAACCACACGCAAGCCACGCUCUCACACGCGC